Molecule: messenger RNA, 567 nt
Organism: Helianthus annuus (common sunflower)
Lineage: Eukaryota; Viridiplantae; Streptophyta; Magnoliopsida; Asterales; Asteraceae
Product: pentatricopeptide repeat-containing protein At3g22470, mitochondrial
Exons: 1
Coding region: 1-567 (188 amino acids)
Molecular function (GO): protein binding
Source: RefSeq, a predicted model, not a curated record
AUGGUAUUUUGGAAAGGCAUUCUACUAGAUGUCAUAACAUACAACUCUUUAAUCUGUGGUCUCUGUAAGUUAGGUCGUUGGGAUGAGGCCUCAAAGAUGCUAAAAGAAAUGGAGGAUGAGAACAUUUCUCCGGAUGUGCAAACCUUUAAUGUAUUAUUUGAUGCGUUUUGCAAGGAAGGUCAAGUAGGAGAAGCUGAUGUUAUCAACAUCAUGAUUGAGAGAGGUAAGGCUCUAGACUUAGUGACAUACAACUCACUUAUUGAUGGUUACUGUCUUCGAGGUGAAAUAAUCAAAGCAAAAACAAUUUUUGAUUCAAUGACACUUAGAGGUCUCGUUCCUAAUGUUGUUACUUAUAGUAGUUUAUUAAAUGGGUAUUGCAAGAAUCUGAAUAUUGAGAAGGCUGAGCAAAUGUUUCAUGAAAUGACUGUAAAAGGUUUAAAACCCAAUGUAGUCACUUACAACACUAUGUUACAUGGAUUCUUUCAGGUUGGGCGAUCUACUAGCUACUUACUGAAUCUGUGCAUCUGCCUCCCUAUUGGCCCUGACUAUUGCCCUUUGUUGCUGUAA